CGACAGAUGAACCAGGCCGACCAUCUCCUUCGCUGCUGCUUGCCGUGAUGCGCUCCCGCUGGAUCUGUCUCGCCGUCCUCCUUGGGGCUGCUGCGUCCCUGGGCUCGGCCUCGCCCAUCGCCGUUGCCUGUCCGUCCGACUCGGUCCGCAGCGCGGAUGCCUGUGUAUGCUUCGGCGGGAACCGCUGGGAUCCCGUUCACAACCUGUGCUGCUCCGACGCCGGCACGCCUGGAUGCGCUGUUUCCGAAUACUACGAUUGUCUCUCCAACCAGUGUGUGCCGCAGCAUGCAGUGCAGGGCUUGGCUCGCCUGGGAAUCCAACAGCGCCUCCAGCGCCGAGUCCCCAAAUCGGCCAAGCACCACGACGACAGUACCGCUGCUAAUGGCGCCGAAGAGGAGGAAGAAGAAGAAGAAGACCAUGACCACGACGACGAUGACGACCGCAACCACGACGACGAUGACGACCAUAACCACGACGACGACGACGACGAAACCAUCAAGAACGAAGCCAUCAACGAUGAAAUUGUCAACACCGACGACGAAGCUAUCACCGAUGACGAUAUCAUCAACGACACUCCCGAUGCCAGCAACGACACUCCCGAUACCAGCAGCGACAGUACCCAGCCGUCCACCCGUGCAUCAAAGCCCAAGGUCGUCCAAAAGACCAUGCAGAUCGGUGGAUACAAUGUCGUCUACUAUACCACAGCGACCUCGGGCACAGCCGUCACCAAGGCCGUCUUGGUCCUCCACGGCGUUGCCGGUGACUCGCUUUCGACCGUCCAGACCGUGGCCAAGCUCUUUGCCAGCUCCAGUGUCGUUGUGCUGGGUCCACACUUUUACACCAAGGAUGCCCAGUUCACCCCCAGUCCUCUCCCGUCCAACCCCCUGACCUUCAGCUCCGCCAACACCUGGAUCUCCGGCCAGAGCGCCUCCAACGACGACAGCAUUUACUCGUACGAUAUUCUGGAUACUCUCGCCCAGCUCACCAAGAAAUCAUUCCCGAACCUGCGGACACUUGCCUUUGUCGGCCACUCGGCCGGCGCUCAGGUGCUCCAACGCUACGCCGGCGCCACCACGAUCGGAACAUCUGCCGGCCUUGGUAUCAGCGUCCGCUACAUCGUGUCCAGCCCAGGAACCUACAUGUACCUCGACACAAUCCGUCCCAAGACCACGCUCGUCAGUCAGCGGCCCAGCAUUUGUCCAAGUGCCUCGAACUGCAAAAUCCAGCAGGCCGACUACUCCAGCCCGACCAGCCAGCAAAUCUCCACCUGCCCUGACUUCAACACCGAUAAAUACGGCCUUGAGGGCGACUCCAGCGAUCCAAGCUAUGUGACCCGAGCCGGAGCCGUGCGUGUUCGUGCCCAGCUCCCCAAGCAGACCAUUACUUACAUCUACGGCUCCAAGGACACCACCGUCGACUCCAACCUCGAUACCAGUUGCGAGGCCAACAUGACCGGCAAGACUCGGCUUGAUCGCGGUCUGAUUUGGUUCUCGUACAUGCGACAGCUGUACCCCGCGUCGACUUCGAGCCAGUCCGUCCAAGAGGUGAACUGCCCUCACUCGGCGACGUGUGUCUACAGCUCUUCCCAGUUCCAAAAGGCUCUGCAGUAAUACGUAGAGGACGCAGAUUUUGUCGACAAAGUGCGAGCUGUGGUGUGUUGGCUGCCAGACACCGCCUCGAGGCCCUAAUCCACGUUCCAGAAAAGACACAGUCUCCCAUUGCCCUUUACGGCUGUAUAGGCCGCUCGUUAUCGUCCUACAAGUGAUCCUUCUCCGUCGCUGCAGUCUCCUGUUCUUGAUGCUCCGCGAUAGACCACGCCCCCAAAGUUGGAUACGAUAUUGACUCUGAGUGAGUCUUAAUCCUCUCCCCUCUUCACCUCGUGUUUGUGCCUUCUCUCCCCACCUUACGUACUUCCCUCAUAUACUCGAGGUCCCACCCUCAAUCAUCCGUUCCCACGAACGAAGCCAAACGAAACCAAACCAAAAACUAAAGCGACCCCGUCUGGCUCUGUCGGCGAGAUGCUGGGUUUCAUCUCCGCGUCCAGAGUUCCGUUCACCGUCAUUGAAUAUAGUCCCUGAAAACAAAAA
This is a messenger RNA of Polychytrium aggregatum, 2087 nucleotides long. RefSeq lists its product as uncharacterized. The record is from RefSeq and is a predicted model, not a curated record. The transcript has 3 exons. NCBI's taxonomy places the organism in Eukaryota, Fungi, Chytridiomycota, Chytridiomycetes, Polychytriales. The coding region runs from base 48 to 1610 and encodes 520 amino acids.